Acanthosepion pharaonis is the source of this 630-nucleotide messenger RNA. Lineage: Eukaryota; Metazoa; Mollusca; Cephalopoda; Sepiida; Sepiidae. The record is from the annotation of a GenBank genome assembly.
AUGUCCGUCUUUAUUUUUUUUUUAAGCAUUACGCCCCAUUUCUUUCUCUUCCUUUUUUCGGGAUUGCUGCCUAAAUACACAAUUAUAACAUCUAUCUAUCUAUCUAUCUAUCUAUCUAUCUAUCUAUCUAUCUAUCUAUACAUAUUUCCGUUUAUUUGUGAACAUAUUCCUUAUUAUAUUAUAAUGGCAAGUUCUUCCUCUUUUUCUCUUUUCAAUUUCCUUCUUUCUUCCUUUCUUUCUUUCUUUCUUUCUUUCUUUCUUUUUUUUGUUCAUUAUAUGAUCUAUUAUCAAAUUCACCUGAACGAUCUUUCUUUUCAUUCUUUGUUCUUCAUUUUCUUUAUUUAUUCCUCCGUUUUUGUAUGUUUUCUUUACUUCCUCGUAUUUAUUAUUUCCUUCAUUAACAGUUUUCAUUCUUUUAUUUCUUUCAUAGGAUCUCCUUUUUUAUUAAUUCGUAUAUUUUCCUUCCUAUCCUAUUUUUAUUUAUUUCCUCUUUCUUUCAUUGCUGUUUCACUUUCCUCCUGCCAAUACACAAAGCCUCCAUCUCUUUUACAUCCAUUCGUAAGUUCUUUUUUUCUUUCCUUUCUUCCUUCUUUUUUUCUCUCUUUCACAUAUUGUUUCCCAUUUUUCUAA